AUGGGUGUCUCGAGCUCCGUGCCAUGUGACUGCUCUCGGGGCGUUUCGCGGCUGUUGGCAAGCGGAUCUUCAACUGGAGCAUGCACUCUCCGGAUCAUCCAGAUCACGGACGUCUACGUCCUAGACAACUUCCCUAGCCUGCGAACCUUAAUCAAAGAGAAGUCCCUUGAGUUGCAAAGGAAAUGUGGUGGGCAAACCAUCAGCAUGCUGACCGGAGACUUCCUAGCACCAUAUCUGCUCUCAUCCAUUGACAUGGGCGUGGGCAUGAUGAAGAUGCUCAAUGGCACACCCAUCGAUUAUUUGACAUGGGGCAACCACGAGGAUGACAUUCCUCACAAGGAAGUGCUGAAACGAGAACGAGAGUUCACAGGGACAUGGAUCAACACCAAUAUGCAGACGCAUGAGUCCUUCGCAAAAUCCACGUGCCAAGUGGAUGAGGAAGUGCUCUCCAUUACGUCAUUGGAUGGAAGCAACAAGCGGCGGGUUGGCAUGAUUGGCGUGCUGAGCAAUUCGCCCAGCCUCUACCGUCCAGGGGCCUUUGGCGGAGCCAAGAUCGAAGACCCUUGGGAGGUCAUGGCUACUUACAAAAGGAAGCUUGAGCAGGAGGAGGGCUGCGAUGUUGUCAUUCCACUCUGCCACCUUUACGAGCCCCAGGACGAACGUACCUGCCGGGACUUUGAUUUCCCUGUGAUCUUGAGUGGCCAUGACCAUCACGUGGUGGAUCGGCUGGUCGAAGGCACUCGGCUCCUGAAGCCGGGUCAGGAUGGAAUCAAGGCCGUGAUCCUUGACAUCUCUUGGCCAAGUGCCUCCAGCACCUCGCCAGCUAUUGAGUACGAGAUCGUCAAUGUGGCUGACUGGCCGCCCGAUGAGGCCUUGAAGCGCGUAGCGGAAGAGGCCUACAAAGUUCUGGAUCCUCUGAGGAGAACCGAAUUGGCCCAGGUGCCGAGCACUUAUCGCCCCUUGACCUCUGUCCAGGCAAGAGGCCAGCGAGUAUCCAUGGGGACAUAUUUGCUCUCGCGGAUACGCGAUGCCCUGAACAUGGACAUGCCCUUGGGUGAGAGAGACUUGGACCGGUGCAGCGACAAAAGGGGCAAUGUGGUGAUGCGGGAUUCGCAGAGAUAUGUCGAUUGUGCCUUGCUCAAGGGCGGGAACAUCCGGGGCGGAAGGGAGUACCAAGAGGACGAGCACAUAAAUUUGGAGGUCCUUCAGACUGAGAUCGAGGAGGCGAAGCAGAUCCUGGUGAUCCCGAUUCCGGGCUCUGUCUUGAGGGUGGGCCUGCGGGAGACCUUCGGUGCCCCGAAUCCAGGGUGGAUGCAGUACGAUGAUGGGGUCGAGCUGGAUGCAGAUGGCUAUGUGACCCACAUAGCCAAGGAAGUGCUGGAGGAGACAAGGAUCUACAAGGUGGCGAGCAUCGUAGAUUUCUGGCGCAAGCGCGACGCGCCCAGCAUUGGCCAGUAUUUUGAAGACCAUCCGGAAAAGUUGCCCGAGCCGGACUCGGGAAGGCCUGUGCACUCACUGCUCCUGACCUUUUUCGCAAUGCAGCUCUGGACCCGAAUAUGGAAGCUCGGUCCGAAGGAGCUGGGGCUGAGCAGCGGGGAGGAGUCCAUCGAGCCCGAGGCCUUCAAAGCCCUGGACGCCGAUGGCGACGGCGUGGUCUCCAAGGAGGACCUCAAGAAAAAGCUCCAGCAGGUCAGCGGCUUCGAGCAUGUUUUCGAGGGCAUGGACGUGCUUGUGGAUAACAUGCUGGGGGAGAUCGCCAAGUUCGGCGGCAAGGACCCGGGCUGA
This is a messenger RNA of Symbiodinium sp. CCMP2592, 1785 nucleotides long. The record is from the annotation of a GenBank genome assembly. Lineage: Eukaryota; Dinophyceae; Suessiales; Symbiodiniaceae.